AUGAGCAAUAAGCAACUACUCACCAGUGGAGAUGUACAAGGAUGGACUGGACAUAGGGAUAACAGGUUUCCGAAGGAUAUCAGGUGGUCCAAUGCACAGGAAAGUAUGGGUCCCAAGGUGCAGGGUAUUGGGUUAUGUGUGUACGACGUCAGAGGUGCUUGCAGUGGCGUUGGGAUGACAUAUGGGCCAGUGAUGUUGGCCAGCACCUUAAGUGCGACACCAACUGGUCAAGCUCAGACAGAUACCAUUUCGGAAUUUGGGAGGUGGCUGUCAGCAGAGGCACAGGAAGCGAUAGACGCCUUAUUAUUUUACGUGCAGUCUUUCGUUGCAUCCAAGAUAGGCACGGUGUUCGAGCAGCACACUCCAAAUCAUUGGACUGCCAUACUUAAAUAUGACCUCCAGAUAACGCUCAACAAUCAUGCACCCGCACAGGGGCAGCCAUCACACGGAGAUAAUGAUGAACCUGAGUACAACUUCUACAACCACUUCUGGGACACCCUAUUUGAUCCAAACCUAUCAUUCAAUAAUUUCCCAGAUCAACAAGAGUUCCACAUGCCCUUGCCUCGAUGGAUGAAGGAUGCCCCUGAUGGAGGAGUCAGUCUCAUAGAUUGA
Molecule: messenger RNA, 612 nt
Organism: Suillus clintonianus
Lineage: Eukaryota; Fungi; Basidiomycota; Agaricomycetes; Boletales; Suillaceae
Exons: 4
Coding region: 1-612 (203 amino acids)
Source: RefSeq, a predicted model, not a curated record